GGAGAUAGCGUUCUAUAUCCUUCCAUCUUCUGUGGUAUGCGCUUUGUUGUGACUUUGAAAUAUAAGGUUAAUACUUUUGAAGCUAGCUUAACUCGUAAAAUUAUAAUGCCUCAAGGACAUCGCAAAGUACCAUUUAGUGGAAAAGCUAAAAAAACUCAACUUCAAGCUAAGAAAGUAAAGCAAGGCCCACAAGAACACGGCCGGAGAACAGUUUUAGUUACUGGUGGUGAUGAUGACUCUAGUGGGAAAGAAGAUGGUGCAAGUGCUGUUUUGAAAAUAAAUCAGAAACCCAUGAUAGGAAAGGGGAAGAGCAAUCCUAAUCGGUAUGCCCUGCGAUUCCAUAGAGAAACAGAAGCGGAGCUUCGUGAGCGAAAGGAGCAGGCUAGAAUGGCCAUCACCUCUGUGCCUGAAAGGGAACUGGAAGUGGCAGUUGAAAAUUUCUUCCCCCCUGAUCUGGAAUUUCCCAAACGGCCGCCCUGGAACUUCAACAUGAGCCGAGAGCAGCUCGAAGCUCUGGAACAUAAAUAUUUCACGGAGUAUGUUUCGUUACUGGAACAGAAAUUUGGUUGGAAAGAGCUGAGUUAUUUCGAACUGAAUCUAGAAACGUGGCGACAACUAUGGCGAGUUCUUGAGAUGUCGGAUAUUAUUCUAGUCAUUGUAGAUAUUCGUUUUGCUGCGCUCAUGUUCCCACCCUCACUGUACAAGCACGUGACAGGACAGCUGCACAAGGACAUGAUCCUGGUGCUGAACAAGGUGGACCUGGCCCCAGCGCCCCUGGUGGCGGCCUGGCGAGUCUACUUCCAGGAGCUGUACCCCUCCCUCACCAUUCUCACGUUCACGUCCUUCCCUGGGUACAACCUGCGUGGCAACCACAUCAGCAAGUCAGGUUUGCAGGUGCGUCGCAGGAAGGGCAAGCUGCGAAUGGCUGCGGAAGGCGCUCGGAAACUUCUGGAAGCAUGCAAGCACUUGGUGCAAGAUGGAGUUGACCUUACAUCCUGGCAAGAAAAGAUUGGGGAGGAGAUGGAGUUGGAGUACGAAUGUGAUGAAGUUGAAGUGGAAGAGAUGAUUGAAAUGAAGAAAGUAGAUACCACCUUUGUGGAACACGUCAAGUACAGGGAUGGUGUGCUGACCAUUGGCUGUGUGGGCCAACCAAAUGUCGGCAAGUCUUCACUCAUGAACGCUAUCAUGGGAAAAAAGGUGGUGAGUGUUUCGAGGACGCCUGGUCACACCAAACAUUUCCAGACAAUCCACCUCACGUCAAAUAUACGUCUGUGCGACUGUCCGGGCCUCGUGUUUCCUUCUAAAGUGCCAAAGACUUUACAGGUGCUUAUGGGAAGUUUUCCUAUAGCUCAGCUACGAGAGCCAUAUUCAUCCAUUAGGUUUCUAGCUGAGCGACUCAAUUUGCCCAGAAUGCUAGCAAUAAGGCAUCCAGAUAAUGAAGAUGAGUGGUCUGCAAUUGAUAUAUGUGAUGGAUGGGCAGUGAAACGUGGCUACUGCACAGCUCGCACUGCUCGGCCGGAUACCUACAGAGCAGCUAACGAUCUCUUGCGCAUGGCUCUCGAUGGAAAGUUGUGUUUGUGCCUAAGACCUCCAGGUUUCACAGAGAAGAAAGAAUAUUGGGAGGGGCGUGAAGAAACGGCGGAGGUGCGUUGGAUCCAGGCUCUAGACAACGCGGAGGAUCUCUGUGACGCACGGGGGAAGGUGGUGUGGUCAGAUGACGACGACGGCGACCGGUUGCAAGCAACUGCGGAGGAUGCGGGGACGCAGGACGAGACAUAUGGGGAGGAAGAGGGUAGCGAGGGCAGUAGUGAGGAGGGCCCCCCCAGCUUGGGCACCUGCAACAAGUUCGCUGCUCUCACCGGUGACUGAGACAAGUGCGAUGUUGCACCCUUGUUAAGUUGGAGUUGUUUGUGAUGCAAUUCAAAACCUCUUAAAGACUGAUUUGUGAAGGAAUUUACUUUAAAAUUAAUAAUUUUUUUUUGCAUAGUAUCAUGUUUUGAUGCUGAAUCUUUGUGCAGUAAAUAAUAAUUAAACCAAAUACCAAUGUUAAAA
Molecule: messenger RNA, 2052 nt
Organism: Bacillus rossius redtenbacheri
Lineage: Eukaryota; Metazoa; Arthropoda; Insecta; Phasmatodea; Bacillidae
Gene: Ns4
Product: guanine nucleotide-binding protein-like 1
Exons: 12
Coding region: 37-1869 (610 amino acids)
Molecular function (GO): GTP binding; GTPase activity
Source: RefSeq, a predicted model, not a curated record